Parnassius mnemosyne (clouded apollo) is the source of this 1401-nucleotide messenger RNA. The record is from the annotation of a GenBank genome assembly. Lineage: Eukaryota; Metazoa; Arthropoda; Insecta; Lepidoptera; Papilionidae.
AUGUUGCGGCGUUGCUCUAAACAUUUGCAGACUUUAUACCGGAGGCAGGGUCAGAGCCUCCGGUACAGGUCCACCGAAGUGCCCAAGAUUUUAGGUGCUCUGCCUCAAGCGAGGCUAGUCCACGCCAGAGUCAUUACCUCUCAUAAUCAGAUUGCUUCAAUCCACUUCACAAGACCGUUGUACGAGGAACAGGAUGUUAUGACGCCCGGAUUUCCUGACUCAGUGUCUGAAGGUGACGUCAAACUUGAUAAGAAAGUUGGGGAUGCUGUAGCGGCUGACGAAGUAGUUCUGGAGAUUGAAACUGAUAAGACCGCAAUUCCUGUCAUGGCUCCAGCCCAUGGAGUCAUAAAGGAGCUGUAUGUAAAUGAUGGAGACACAGUAAAAGCUGGCCAAAAGUUGUUCAGGUUGGAAAUAACUGGUGAAGCGCCGAAGAAGGCAGCAGCGGCUGCUCCAGAACCACCUAAAGCGGAAGCCCCGCCAACUCCACCACCAGCAGCGGCUACUCCACCACCUCCGCCUUCCCCACCGUCAUCUGCUCCAACUCCUCCACCUCAAGCCCCGCCACCACCUAAAGCUACUCCUCCUCCACCAGCUGCUCCAAUCUCAUCCAUCCCAGUAGCAGCGAUCCGCCACGCUCAAGCUAUCGAAACUGCUACAGUUAAGGUCCCACCAGCGGACUACUCGAAAGAAAUCUCUGGCACCCGAACCGAGCAACGCGUGAAAAUGAACAGGAUGCGUCAGCGAAUUGCACAGCGUUUAAAGGAAGCGCAGAACACCAACGCCAUGUUGACCACAUUCAAUGAAAUCGACAUGUCCCAUAUCAUGGCCUUCCGUAAGAAGAACCUAGAUGCUUUCACCAAGAAACACGGUGUGAAACUUGGACUCAUGUCGCCGUUCGUGAAAGCUGCUGCCAAUGCUUUAAUGGAUCAACCUGUAGUCAAUGCAGUUAUAGAAGGAAACGAAAUAAUCUACCGCGAUUACGUAGAUAUCUCUGUAGCUGUUGCUACGCCAAAAGGCUUAGUUGUUCCGGUGAUCAGGAAUGUUCAAACUAUGACCUACGCUGACAUCGAGUUGACUAUUGCCGGCUUAGCGGAGAAGGCCCGGACAGGUAAGUUAACUGUCGAAGAGAUGGAUGGUGGUACUUUCACUAUCAGCAAUGGUGGCGUAUUUGGGUCCCUCAUGGGCACGCCCAUUAUCAAUCCACCUCAAUCUGCGAUUUUGGGAAUGCACGGUAUAUUCGAGCGGCCUAUAGCAUUAAAUGGUCAAGUUGUUAUACGACCAAUGAUGUAUAUUGCCCUCACUUAUGACCACAGAUUAAUUGAUGGCCGUGAAGCUGUGUUGUUCCUUAGAAAGAUCAAAGAAGGAGUGGAAGACCCGGCGACGAUCCUUGCCGGACUGUAA